CCGACAGGGGCACAAGUCUGGGGACACUGGUGUCCCUGCCCCAGGUCUUUUCAGCCCCGCCGGCCACACAGCUCUGAUCUCCUCCCUCGGGUCUCCCACCUCCACGAUGAUGGCCGAAGAGCACACAGACCUGGAGGCCCAGAUCGUCAAGGACAUUCACUUCAAGGAGAUCGACCUGGUGAACCGGGACCCCAAGAACAUUAACGAGGACAUAGUGAAGGUGGAUUUCGAAGACGUGAUCGCGGAGCCCGUGGGCACCUACAGCUUCGACGGCGUGUGGAAGGUGAGCUAUACCACCUUCACCGUCUCCAAGUACUGGUGCUACCGCCUGCUGUCCACGCUGCUGGGCGUCCCACUGGCCCUGCUCUGGGGCUUCCUGUUCGCCUGCAUCUCCUUCUGCCACAUCUGGGCGGUGGUGCCCUGCAUCAAGAGCUACCUGAUCGAGAUCCAGUGCAUCAGCCACAUCUACUCGCUCUGCAUCCGCACCUUCUGCAACCCGCUCUUCGCCGCCCUGGGCCAGGUCUGCAGCAACAUCAAGGUGAUGCUGCGGAAAGAAGUGUGAGGCCAGGUGGGCGAAAGGGAUGGCGGGGCAGGGGAGCUCUUUCUGAGGACUGCUGUUCCCCCCGAGACGGGUGCACACAGAAUAGGGAAGCCAGAGAGAAAAGACAGUCCACCACGGAAGCGGAAGCGCAGUGGCCUUCCCUCUGCCCCCUGCCCCACCACGAUGCCCCCGUGCCUGGGCGCCAGGGAAGACCCUUUGCUAAGAGGCAGCUACCACAAAUCUCUGCAUUCACUUGUACUGUAACGGCCCUCAGCUCCCACUCGGGAUGCACCCCCGCCCCCCAGGAAA
This is a messenger RNA of Hippopotamus amphibius kiboko, 850 nucleotides long. It is a transcript of the gene CAV3, whose product is annotated as caveolin 3. Gene Ontology annotation, molecular function: transmembrane transporter binding; connexin binding; molecular adaptor activity. Gene Ontology annotation, cellular component: caveola. The transcript is spliced from 2 exons. Gene Ontology annotation, biological process: regulation of membrane depolarization during cardiac muscle cell action potential; caveola assembly. The record is from RefSeq and is a predicted model, not a curated record. Lineage: Eukaryota; Metazoa; Chordata; Mammalia; Artiodactyla; Hippopotamidae. The coding region runs from base 107 to 562 and encodes 151 amino acids.